Molecule: messenger RNA, 1406 nt
Organism: Hibiscus syriacus
Lineage: Eukaryota; Viridiplantae; Streptophyta; Magnoliopsida; Malvales; Malvaceae
Product: MLO-like protein 1
Exons: 12
Coding region: 24-1406 (460 amino acids)
Biological process (GO): defense response
Cellular component (GO): membrane
Source: RefSeq, a predicted model, not a curated record
AGAAGCUUUUGGAGAGAGAAAUAAUGGGAGGAGAAGACGAUGAGGGAUCGUUGGAGUACACUCCAACAUGGGUCAUAGCAGUAGUUUGUUUUGUGAUUAUUGCCAUUUCCUUUGCUAUGGAACGUUUGCUUCAUCAUUUAGGGGAUGCUUUGAAAGAGAAACAACAGAAACCACUCUACGAGGCUCUUUUGAAAGUCAAAGAAGAGUUGAUGCUCUUGGGGUUUAUCUCACUGUUGUUGACUGCAUUUCAGAGUGCAAUUUCUAAAAUUUGCAUGUCAAAGGAUCUACGUAAAGACAUGCUUCCUUGUAGAGUUAACCACGAUGAUGAUGGUGAGGCCCGCCAUAAUGGUUCGAAACUGGGAAUCUAUUUUGCUUCCACCGUGUCUGAUGGCACCCGACGCCUACUCAGCGCAGAUUCGUCGAAUGCGGCCAGAUACUGCAGUUCCCAGAAUAAAGUACCAUUGAUGUCGCUUUCGGUGCACAUUAGGAAUGCCGAAUUAGAGAAAAAAUUCAUUCAUGUCCAGCAGCAUGACUUUAUCAAACAUCGUUUCCAGGGUUUCGGUAAACGUUCAGUUCCUCUCAGGUGGUUGUAUUCGUUUUUCAAGCAAUUUCAUGCAUCUGUUACCAAAUCCGAUUACGAGGCACUAAGGCUAGGUUUCAUCAUGACCCAUUGCAAAGGGAAUCCUAAGUUUAAUUUUCAUAAAUAUAUGAUUCGAGCUUUGGAAGAUGAUUUUAAGGAAGUUGUUGGUAUAAGUUGGUAUCUCUGGGCAUUCGUGAUCAUCUUUUUGUUGCUGAAUGUUAACGGAUUGUAUACAUAUUUCUGGAUAGCUUUCAUUCCUUUCAUUCUUCUACUUACUGUGGGGACCAAGCUCGAGCAUGUGAUUACCAGUUUGGCUCAUGAUGUUGCUGAGAAACAUGUAGCCAUUGAAGGGGAAUUAGUGGUAAGACCAUCGGAUGAGCUCUUUUGGUUCGACAAUCCUCAUCUGGUUCUCAGGUUGAUCCAUUUUAUCCUCUUCCAAAAUGCUUUCGAGAUUGCGUUUUUCUUCUGGAUUUGGGUUCAAUUCGGGUUCGAAUCGUGCCUAAUUGAUAAACUUUAUUAUAUCCUUCCAAAGCUUACUAUAGGGAUGUUCGUUCAAGUAGUCUGUAGUUACAGUACCCUGCCACUUUAUGCCAUUGUCGCACAGAUGGGAAGUUCAUUCAACAAGGCAAUAUUUGAUGACCAUGUGCAAGCGAGUCUUCUUGGUUGGGCAAAGAAGGUGAAGAAGAAGCAGGCCCUGAAGCUUGCGACUCAGGCAAAGCCCUCGGAACGCCCUUUCAUGUCAAUGCAGAUGAAGGAUGACGCUAAAUCCGAAGCUUCUACCGCAAAGGAGGAUGAUCCCGAGAAGGGUUCCGAUGAAGCGUGUUAA